Diuraphis noxia (Russian wheat aphid) is the source of this 3089-nucleotide messenger RNA. RefSeq names its product circadian locomoter output cycles kaput protein Clock (gene Clk). Gene Ontology annotation, cellular component: CLOCK-BMAL transcription complex; nucleus; cytoplasm. Gene Ontology annotation, biological process: circadian regulation of gene expression; regulation of transcription by RNA polymerase II. Lineage: Eukaryota; Metazoa; Arthropoda; Insecta; Hemiptera; Aphididae. The record is from RefSeq and is a predicted model, not a curated record. Gene Ontology annotation, molecular function: DNA-binding transcription factor activity, RNA polymerase II-specific; protein dimerization activity; RNA polymerase II cis-regulatory region sequence-specific DNA binding.
ACAUAGUGAUAUAUUUAAUGGUUCUAUUAUUACCUAUGCUUUAUAUCUAAGCAGUAAGCCGUCUAAGGUUGCUUGUAUUAUUUAUCUAUUGCUAUCGAUUAGGUGAUUACCAUUACCUUAAGAAGUCGGGUAUAAAGGUUUAAAUAUUUUAAUAUUAUAGGAAAUGGUUCGACUGCCGUUCAUGGUGCAUUAAAAAUCAAAACUUUUUUCAUAUCAUCAUUUUAUAUCAAUAGUUUGAUARUUUGAUUAACCAUUAACUGCAACGCUCUCUCGUUAUGCUCCAGGCCGACAGGCGCCAGCAUCGAGCAUCAACCAUACAUAAUAGUGUCGUUUUCCGAAUAUUAGUCUCGUUUACUUUGCCCAAUAUUGGUUAUUUUGUGCACUUGCCAAUGGGCCCGAUUAUACACCGUGCUGCAUGUAAAAAUGUAAACGUUGUGUACCGUGGCGCCUGGAGGUAAGAAGCAACAAGCCCUUUAUAUACGUACCGAACUGCACGUCACUAUGUCAAACUACUUGAGUAGUGCCUCCACUAGGAAAUCCGAUGACAAGUAUGAUGAUGAACUGACUGAUAGAGACGAUACUAAAAGGAAAUCAAGAAACUUAAGUGAGAAGAAACGCAGGGAUCAAUUUAACAACUUAAUCAAUGAAUUAAAUCGUAUGUUGUCUACAACCAACAGAAAAAUGGAUAAGUCCACUGUUUUGAGAACAACCAUAAAUUAUUUAAAUAAACAGAAAGAUUUAUUAUUAAGAUCAAAAGUACAUGAGAUAGAUAAUGAUUGGAAGCCAGCAUUUCUAUUAAAUGAAGAAUUCACACAUAUAAUUUUAGAAGCUUUAGAUGGAUUCAUUAUAGUAUUUACAUCAUUAGGAAAGAUCCUCCACGCAUCAGAAACUGUCACUGCUCUUCUUGGUUAUCUUCCGAAAACCAUGGAAAAUUUAUCAAUAUUUAAAAUAAUUCACGAAGCAGAUCAUUCGUUGUUACAUGAUCGAAUUGUAGAAUCCAGACUUUCAAAGAAUUAUGAUAAUGAUCAAAUUGUAUUUUCUUGUCAUUGUAAGAGACAUGACCCAUUUAAAGAUAAAGAGGGUAUAAAUGAAAAAAAUCAAUUUGAAUUAGUGCAAUUUUUUGGUUACUUUCAACCUAGUAGUGAAAUGUAUCAAGGGGAAAAUCUUAGGAUUUCGUCUCCAUUUAGCAGYGAAGAAGAUGACCAAAACCUAGUGUUUGUUGGUAUUGGCCGAAUUAUGACUCCACAGUUAUUAAAAGAACUGCCAGUUAUGGAAGAUAUAAAAAGUGAAUUCACCUCCAGACACAGCUUAGAAUGGAAAUUUUUAUUCCUUGAUCAUAGAGGUCCGUCAAUUAUUGGCUAUAUGCCGUUUGAAGUACUAGGAACAUCUGGUUAUGAAUAUUACCAUAUUGAUGACUUAGAAGAUGUAAUUUUAUCACACCAAGCACUUAUGCUGAAAGGCGAAGGGACAUCUUGUUAUUAUCGGUUUUUAACCAAAGGCCAACAAUGGAUAUGGUUACAAUCAAGAUAUUAUAUCAGUUACCACCAAUGGAACUCAAAACCUGAAUUCAUUGUUUGUCAUCAUCAAGUCAUAAAUUAUUUUAAUGUUAUUAAAAAAGAAGGUGAGACUAACAACGGAAGAAAAAAUAGUAAAAAAAAAUCAUGGCACAUUCCUUUAAAUGAAAUUGAACAUCAAUCAUCAAAUAGUGAUUAUGAUUCGUAUCAAAAGAGACACUAUGAACAAGCAAGUACAGACUCACCAAAAACGAAAAUUAGGUCAAUUGAAGAUAUUCGAAAUUCUAAUUCUGAAAGUGAGUCAUUGGCAUUGGUAGAAAGUAAACAUGAUGUUUCUGAAACAUUCAACGAUUAUUUAGAWAAUGCACAAUGUUCAGUAAAAUUACCUGCAGGCUCAGUUUCUCCUUCACAGGAAAAUCUUAUUCAAGAUCAACUACAGCGUAAACAAGAGCAAUUACAAAAAACAAUUGUCAAACAACAGGAAGAACUGAAGAAAAUAACUAAACAAUUAUUAAUGGCUCGAUGUGGAAUUUUGCCAACAUUUUUGGAUGAUUCUUUACAAACAUCCACUCAAACUACCGAGCAAACAACUCAACCAGAGACUUCUGCAAAUCAAAUAAUUUGUUCAAAUACUAGUGGAGAACCGUUUGAAACUCGUCCAUUAAUAUCUUCUGAUGUCUUAUUAUUACAUGAACGAAAURAACAAGUUAUGCAGCAUUCCUAUUCAUCAAAUAUAAUACAGAAUAUGGUGGAUGAGGGAGGAGGACAGUUGGAUUAUAGUUAUAGUAAUCAGUCAAAUGAUGUUCUUUUUGAACAAAGUUCUCCCUGAAAAUCAUAACAAUUUCAAAGGUAGUUUAAUAUCUCAUGUAUAUUUCUUUUAUGAUUAAUUUUUAAUACAUUUGUUCAACGCUCAAUGAUUUUUUAGUAUGAUAGAAUAUAAGAAUGAAGUGAGUGAUAAUUUUAUUAUAAUUUACCAAAUAUGUAUUUAAAAAAAAAAUAAUUGUACAAAUGAUUUUAAUUAUUCUCAAAAACUAAAUUAUCAUUCAACUAAGUUUUUAAUUGUUUUUUACGUUGUUUGUAAGUUAUAUAGUGGGCUUCUGUGUUGUACUACAAGGUCAACAUAGGAAAAACUAUAGCUCGGUUUAUAUGAUUUCCUAAUAGUAUGUUAUGGCAAAAAUAGUGAACUAUUUAUUCCAUAUGUGAUCUCUUAAUGGGUUUGAACUUUGAAACAUAAAAUUAAGAAUAUCUUUUUGAAGUUCUAUCAAUGAAAUGCCACUUCACGAGCCCUUGUCUGAAAUGUUGUAAUUUUAAUUUGUUUUUUACUAUAUAUAUAUACUAAUUUUUUUUAAUUAACAAAAUGACUUGUGUUUAAUGUAAAAACUAUUCCUUUGAAGAUUGUGUAAUUAUUAAAUUAAAAUAAUAAUAAUGAAAGAAUAUCCUAGUAUGCUGCAAUUAACAUUCGUUAAAAAAAAAAUUAAAUUUUAAGAUAAGAACAUUCAGUAACAGAAUUUUACUACAAAUUUAGAUAUUUAUUUUAUCAGUGUAAWAACUAAUAAUUAAGUGAUUAUUUAAGUU